AUGCCAGUGACGUUGUAUGUUGGAGAGCGUCAAUUCGAUACAGUGGCGUUUCUGGAUGAAGGGUCAUCCGCAACUCUGGUAGACGACGUAGUUGCUAAGCGAUUGAAAGCUAGAGGCACAGUAGAGCCGUUGAUAGUCACGUGGACGGGUAAUAUUAAUCGCUACGAAAACGAUUCGAUGAAGGUAGAACUAAUGAUGUCGGCAAAGGGAUCGAAGGAUAAGUAUUCGUUGUUUAAUACCCGAACGGUGUCUGAAUUAGUGCUACCGAGACAGAACGUACGAUUUGCAGAAGUGGUGAAGAGAUAUUCACAUUUGACUGGUGUACCAGUGAAGAAUUUUCCGUCGGGUAAACCGAGAAUUUUACUUGGGUUAGACAACAUCCAUCUUUUCGCGCCGCUAGAGUCACGUGUCGGUAAACCGAAUGAACCGAUUGCCGUGCGGUCAAAGAUAGGCUGGACAGUCUAUGGAACGGAGAACAGUGCACCGAGUGCUCAUACGUACUUGAAUCUACAUUCAGUCGAACCGAUGAGCAAUCAGUAUCUUCACGAUAUGUUACGAGAACAAUACGUGCUAGAUGAGACAGCUGUUACAACCUUUGCGAUACCUGAGCCUGUGGAAGAUAAACGGGCUCGAGAAAUACUCGAAUCUACUACGAAGCGUGUAGGUGACCGCUAUGAAACGGGGUUGUUGUGGCGUGAAGACGCAAGGCGAUUUCCGGAUAGCUACUCGAUGGCAGUACGACGGAUGAAAGCUCUCGACCGAAAGCUAGAGAAAAGUCCAGAACUGAAGCGUAAUGUGUGUCUGCAGAUCGAAGACUAUCAGGUCAAAGGAUACACACAUAAAGCGACCAAAGCAGAGCUAACCGAUACUCCGAGGAAUACGGUAUGGUAUUUGCCGCUAAAUGUGGUGGUGAAUCCAAGGAAGCCUGGCAAAAUACGCCUCGUUUGGGACGCUGCAGCGUCAGUAAAUGGGGUCUCCUUGAAUUCGGAGUUACUCAAAGGUCCAGAUAUGUUGGUUCCCCUGCCUCGAGUAAUUUGUCAUUUCCGGGAACGUCCGGUCGCGUUCGGAGGUGACAUACAAGAGAUGUAUCACCAGAUACUGAUCAGAUCGGAAGAUAAGCAAGCACAACGGUUUUUGUUUCAUUCAAACGCAGAAGACUCUCCGCAGGUGUACGUCAUGGAUGUGGCUACAUUUGGUUCCACGUGUUCCCCGUGUUCAGCUCAAUACGUAAAAAACUUGAACGCAGAGCGGUUUGUCCACGAGUAUCCGGCGGCGGUGGAAGCCAUCGUAAAACGUCAUUAUGUGGACGAUUAUUACGACAGCGUAGACACGAUCGAAGAAGCAGUGCAACGUGCAAACGAAGUGAAGUAUAUUCAUUCGUGCGGAGGAUUUCAUAUUAGGAAUUGGGUGUCGAACUCAGCUAACUUUCUUGAAAAGUUGGGGGAACAAAUCGCUGAUUCUGCCGUGCAUUUCAACCGAAAUAAGAGCACCGAACACGAACGUGUGUUGGGGAUCACGUGGGAUCCGGUUCAGGAUGUUUUCUAUUUUGCUUCAAUAUCAAAAUCGGAGUACAAUCAGGUUCUUCGCGGAGAAGAACACCCGAAUAAGAGAGUCGUACUCAGCAUUGUGAUGGCACAAUUCGAUCCUGUAGGACUUCUCGUUCCAGUCACUAUUCUGGGAAAAAUGCUGGUUCAAGAUCUUUGGCGAACAGGAUGUGAAUGGGACGAAACUAUCGAUGAUUUAUCGUUCAAGAAGUGGCUACGCUGGACGAACAUCUUGUUAGACGUAGAAUCAUUUAGGCUACCGCGAAGCUAUUUCGGAAACGCAAGAUCAGAGGAGAUCGAAGACGUACAGCUUCACAUCUUUGCAGAUGCUAGCGAGACUGCAUAUGGAUGCGUGGCGUAUUUCCGCGCAAUCGUGAGAGGCAAAGUGGUAUGCUCGUUAGUGAUGAGCCGAGCGAAGGUUGCUCCGUUAAAACAGCUUUCUAUUCCGAGGCUAGAGCUUCAAGCAGCAGUGCUUGGAGCCAGACUAUCAAAAACAGUGCAGGAUAAUCACAAUUUUUCGAUAAGCCGUGUGGUGUUUUGGAUCGACGCAGAAGUUGUGUUGUCGUGGAUUCGUUCUGAUCAGCGCCGCUAUAAGCAAUUUGUAGGUUUUCGAAUCGGAGAAAUCCUUAGUCUAACGAAACUGACAGAUUGGUACGGUAUUCCAAUGAGACUUAACAUUGCAGAUCAGAUAACAAAAUGGGGUAAAGAUCCAGAGAUACACCCAAAUAGUCCGUGGGUUCGUGGACAACCGUUUUUAUACAACAACGUGGAAGAUUGGCCAAAAAAAAGCUUACCACCGGGAAACAUCACAGAAGAACUACGCUCUCACUUGUUGUUACACGACGUGAAAGUGGCAGAUGUUCUUGUGGAUACCAAUCGUUUCUCUAAAUGGACUGUACUCGUGAGAGCGAUGGCGUGCGUAUUUCGAUUCGCUUCAAACUGUCGGCAAAAGGUUAAAGGUCUACCGAUUCACACGUUGCGAGCAACAUGCAGACAGUUGAAAGUGCUGAAGCCUAGUAAAACCUCAACAGUUCGUAUUCCGCUGCAACAAAGCGAAUACGAGAAAGCAGAAUUGUUUCUGUUCAAAAUGGCACAGACCAAGAGCUACAUCGAUGAGUUGAAAGUGUUGACGAGGAAUAAGGAUCGUCGAAUGAACGAGUGGUUAAAGAUCGAGAAGUCUAGUCCGUUGUACAGAUUGACACCAUUAAUCGACGAGAAUGGGUUAAUUCGAAUGGAGGGCCGUGCCGAGAAUGCUGAAUUUCUAUCGUUUGAUCUGCGUUUUCCGGUGAUUUUGCCAUAUGACCAUAGAAUCACGAGGUUGAUUGUGCAGCAUUACCAUGAAAAAAGUGGUCACGGAUACCGUCAGGCGGUUAAGAACGAGCUUAAGCAGCAGUUUCAUAUUCCACAUAUCGACGCAAUUGUCCGAAAGGUAUCGUCAUCUUGCGUAUGGUGUAAGGUUCAUCGUUGUCGUCCUGAAGUCCCACGGAUGGCUCCACUACCGGUGCAAAGACUUACACCAAAUCUACGACCGUUUAGUUAUGCUGGCGUAGAUUAUUUAGGACCAUUUGACGUGACAGUUGGACGCCGCUCGGAAAAGCGUUGGAUUGCGCUGUUUACUUGCCUAGUAACUCGUGCAGUGCAUUUGGAGGUGGCCUGCGGUCUAACUACACAAUCGUGCUUAAUGGCAAUACAUCGAUUCAUUGGACGUCGAGGUUGGCCGAGAGAGUUUUUGUCCGACAACGGAACGAAUUUCCAAGGGGCAAGUAAAGAGCUUGCGAGAGACGUUCAAGCAAUAGGAGCUGACUGCGCGGACGAACUCACAAAUGCAAAAACGAAAUGGACUUUCAAUCCGCCUUUAGCUCCUCACAUGGGAGGCGUUUGGGAGCGUCUGGUUCGUUCUGUAAAGGAAGCGCUCACUGCACUAGAUGACGGAAGAAAGUUAACGGAUGAAAUCCUGCAGACAGCGAUCGUCGAAGCGGAGGACAUGAUCAAUUCGCGUCCUCUUACAUACGUAUCGGAGCAGUCUAACGAGGCAGAGGCUCUUACCCCGAACCAUUUCUUGCGGGGAUCUUCACCAAAUCAGCCAUGUGUACAUCUUCCCCCACCUCACCCAGCCGUAGCACUGUAG
Malaya genurostris is the source of this 3672-nucleotide messenger RNA. RefSeq lists its product as uncharacterized. Lineage: Eukaryota; Metazoa; Arthropoda; Insecta; Diptera; Culicidae. The coding region runs from base 1 to 3672 and encodes 1223 amino acids. Gene Ontology annotation, molecular function: nucleic acid binding. The record is from RefSeq and is a predicted model, not a curated record. Gene Ontology annotation, biological process: DNA integration. The transcript has a single exon.